AUGGUGGCACUGGAAAGCACUCCCAUUCAUGGACGAGAAUAUAUUGGAGGCGACUUGGAGGCAAAGGUGUUAGUUCUGUGGAAGGAAAAGGAAAGCCUCAGGAACGACUACAUGAAAUUGAAGUAUGACUUUGAGAACAUGAGACGAACUACUGAGAAACUGAGUAAUGAUUACGAGAAAAUGAGAAAAGAUCACGAACACCUCAAGUCUAGCUUCCAGGAACAUCUCCGGGAAAGAGACGAACUUCAACUCAACACCACAGAAGCAAGACUCCAAUAUCUGGAGGCUAUCAGCCUGCAAAUAGCACCCCGAACGUGUCAGACGCUUGCAGACUUGGGGGUGACACGAACAGGAGAAUACCUCGUGGAUCCUGACGGAGUUUUGAUCGGCGAUGCACCCAUCAAAGUGCUCUGUGAUAUGGAGUCAGUUUCCACGAUUGUCCUCCAUGAUUCGAUGGAAAACACUGCGAUCGAUCGAUGUGCUGAUCCUGGAUGCUACAAUCACAACAUAAGCAUUGACCGUGUCUCGUUUCAGUAUGACUGUUUUUCCUCGGCCCUCACAACUGGAGUCAUACACUAUGCAUGGUGGGUGGACCGUCACGACGAACCACAAUACUACUGGGACGGGUCAAAAGCAGGGCAGCACAUAUGCAACUGCGGUCUCUCUGGCAACUGCACAGACACAAACUUCCCUUGCAACUGUGAUGCAAAACUCCCCCAUUGGGAAUCAGACUCAGGAGCAAUAACGAAUGCAACAGCAUUACCCAUAACCGAGUUGCGCUUCGGUGGACUACAAUUUAAGGGACAGAAAGCGAAUUACACAUUGGGUGGAUUGACCUGCAAAGGCAAGAUACCGUCCCCGGACAACCCAGCUCAAUCCUGUUCAACUCUUCGCCAAGCUGGAAACGCUCAUCCUGGUUAUUACAUGAUCGAAUCCAAGAAAAGUCGCUUGGAUGUUGUUAUGUGCAGGAUGGAUUUGGAGGAGACCGACCCGAAGUUUCAGGUGGAGACUAGUGUACAUAUUGCAGGGGAAGGUGGUGUUUCUCUCGUAGAUGUUCAAUCAACUACCUUUCAUCUGCUGAAACAAGGCGCGAAACUGUGGCCUCUUGCUGGAACUCGGAAGGAUGUAGUAAAUGCGAUGAACGCGGUGGAUUGCGGCUCCAUUUGCCAUUCCCUUGGAAUGAUUUGCAAUGCCUUCAAUUGGUAUCCAAGAAAUUUCACAUGUGAGAUCGUGAAAACCGUAAGCGCCACGUUACAAUAUGCCCCUGGUGCUAUGGUCUAUGUCAGUGCAUUCAUUGUUUGCCUGACACCUCCUCCUUCGAUGGAGAAUCGAACGAUGAAUUUCUCUUUCGGAUGGAAUGGCAGCCUCCCGGCGCCCUUGCUCUCCGAAGUCUCGUAUGACUGCCCACGGCAUUCCCGUUGUCCACCUCCUCUACCUCUCAAGGCCAAAUGCGUUGGCUUCAACAUAUGGACAAUCCUGAAUGAAGACGUCACGCCGCCCUGCCCGGGAAGCGUUCCUCUGGCAGAAGGUUACAAAUUGUUUCAAGAAGAUGGUCGGUUUUACAAGUACUACCCGACGGAAAUGAAAUGGACUGAGGCGAGUCAGGUCUGCUGCCUGGAUGGGGCCCGACUCGCUUCCGCCACGAGCCCCACAGUCUACAAAGCGAUCAGAAGUGUCACGGAAAGUGGAAUCUGGCAAGGCGCCACCGACGAACUCGUGGAAGGCACGUGGAUAUACGAAGACCCAAGUGAGUAUGACUCCAUCACAUUCGGUUUCCAUCAUUAA
Darwinula stevensoni is the source of this 1785-nucleotide messenger RNA. The record is from the annotation of a GenBank genome assembly. NCBI's taxonomy places the organism in Eukaryota, Metazoa, Arthropoda, Ostracoda, Podocopida, Darwinulidae.